Molecule: messenger RNA, 3222 nt
Organism: Micromonas commoda
Lineage: Eukaryota; Viridiplantae; Chlorophyta; Mamiellophyceae; Mamiellales; Mamiellaceae
Exons: 2
Coding region: 1-3183 (1060 amino acids)
Biological process (GO): protein export from nucleus
Cellular component (GO): cytoplasm; nuclear pore
Molecular function (GO): nuclear export signal receptor activity
Source: RefSeq, a predicted model, not a curated record
AUGCAGUCUCUUCCGGAGCUGGAACAGCUAUGCAACGUCCUGUACAAUGGACACGAUCCGUCGGAGCGGGCGCACGCGGAGAACGCCCUGCGCCCCUUUUCGGUCAACGUCGACUACAUCCCGCAGUGCAAGGCCAUACUGGACAGCGCGACGAGCCCUUACGCGCAGCUCUUCGCCACCUCCUCGCUCACCAAGCUCCUCACCGACAACGCGGGCCUCGGCGGCCAGCUCAAGAUCGACAUGAGAAACUACGUGAUAAACUUCCUCGCCAACAAGGGCAACUCGCUGGAGGGCUUCGUGGUCACGUCGCUGGUGCAGCUGCUGUCGCGAAUCACGAAGACGGCGUGGCUGGACGCGGAUAACGACGCGCACAGGGAGAUCGUCACGGAGGUUAUGAACUUCCUGAAGCAGCAGAACAACACGCACUACCACAUAGGGUUAAAGAUCUUCAACCAGUUGGUCACGGAGAUGAAUCAGCAGAGCCCGGGCACGUCGCUGAUCGCGCAGCGGAAGAUCGCGGUAUCGUUCAGGCACAACGCGCUCCUGCAGAUCUUCCAGGUUUCGCUUCAGGCGCUGCAGGAGCUCCAGGCUUCUCAGUCCAGCGAAGCUCGGCUGAAAGAGCAAGCCGCGUCGCUGGUCUUGGCCUGCCUCUCGUACGACUUUGUGGGCACGAGCCUCGACGAAUCGACGGAGGACAUCGGCACGAUCCAGGUGCCGUCCAGCUGGCGCUCGCUCAUCGAAGAACCCGCCACGAUGCAGCUGAUGUUCGACGUGUACAGGGACAGCGCGCCGCCGGUCAGUAACGUCGCGCUGGAGUGCCUGGUGCGAAUGGCGUCUGUGCGAAGGUCGCUCUUCGCGUCCGAGACGGAACGAAACGCGUACCUGCAGCGACUGAUUUCUGGAACGGCGGAGGUUCUCGCACGGAACCAAGGCCUGGGCGAGCACGCCAACUACCACGAGUUCUGCAGGCUCCUGUCCCGGCUGAAGACCAAUUACCAGCUGUCGGAGCUCGUCGCGGUUCCGGGGUAUCAGGCUUGGAUCAACGCGGUGGCGGAGUUUACCCUCACCUCGUUGCAGUCGUGGCAGUGGGCGUCCGCGAGUGUGUAUUACCUCCUGGCGCUGUGGUCGCGAUUGAUCUCGAGCGUGCCGUACCUUAAAGGCGAAACGCCGAGCAUGCUGGACGCGUACGUGCCGAGAAUCACGGAGACGUUCAUAACCUCCCGGCUGGACAGCGUCACCGCGGUUGCGAGAGGCGAGGCCGAGGAGGACCCCUUGGACGACGAGGAACGCCUGCAGGAUCAGCUCGAGUCGCUCCCGCACCUGUGCAGGUUCAAGUACGACACGACGGUCGCUUUCCUGGUUCGCAUGCUCGACCCGGCGAUCGCAGAGUUUAACCAGUGCACCAACAUGCCGCUCGGGUCGCACCCGGGAAAUUUGGAGAUUGUGGAGGGCAGGCUCACCUGGCUGGUGUACAUCGUCGGCGCGGUGAUCCGCGGCCGGCUCUCGUGCUCGAGCGCGGAGCCGCAGGAGACGUUGGACGGCGAUCUCGCGUUUCGGGUCUUCCAGCUGAUACAGGUUAUGGACAUGGGAUUCCACGCUACCAGAUACGGAGCCGAGUCGAGGCAGCGGCUCGACUUGGCGGUGCUCAAUUUCUUUGGAAACUUCCGGAAGGUGUACGUCGGAGAGCAGGCGAUGCACAGCAGCAAGGUGUACGUGCAGCUGUCGGAGCGCAUGGGUCUCCACGAUCACCUCAUGGUCAUGAACCUGACGGUGACCAAGAUCACGAUGAACCUGAAGUCUUUUGCGCAGUGCAGCAAAGUUGUGGAGUCUUCGCUGAAUUUGUUGCAGGACCUCGCCGUGGGCUUCAUGUCCGGUAAACUUCUUUUGCGUCUGGACGCGAUCAAAGGCACCUUAGUCGCGCACACCCCGGAACACUUCCCGUUCCUGGCGCAGUACGCGAACACGCGGAACAGGACGAUUUUCUACGCGACGCUCGGCAGACUCUUGUUCAUGGACGAUUCCGCGGAAAAAUUCCACGAGUUUAUGGCUCCGUUUGGGGAUUUAUGCGACAGGUUGGCGGCGACUGACGCGCACACCUUCCGCACGCACGAGGUGAAGCACACGCUCAUCGGUUUAUUCCGUGACCUGCGCGGCAUUGCGUCAGCCGCCAACAGUAGGCGCACGUACGGCCUGCUGUUCGAUUGGAUGUACCCGCGGCACACGGGGCUUCUGCUGCGGGCGAUGGAAAAUUUUGCCGACGAUCCGCAGGUGUCCACUCCGCUUCUCAAAUUCGUAGCGGAGUUUGUGCUGAACAAGACGCAGCGCCUGACGUUCGAGCCCUCGAGUGUCAACGGCAUCUUACUGUUCCGCGAGAUUUCGAAAUUGAUCGUCGCCUACGGGCAGCGGAUCAUGCAGGUGCCGCCGCCAAAGCCGGGGAGCAGCGAGGCGUACCCGCUGCGAUUUAAGGGCAUCUGGAUCGCGCUCACCGUGCUCAUGCGCGCGCUGAGCGGAAACUACGUUAACUUUGGGGUGUUCGAGCUUUACGGGGACAACGCGCUGAAAGAUGCGCUCGCCGUGGCCAUACAGCUGUCGCUGUCCAUGCCCCUGGAGGAGGUGCUCACGUACCGAAAAGUCGCCAAGAGCUACUUUGCGCUCGUCGAGGUGCUGUGCCACUCGCACAUGGCCGUCGUCGCCGCGUGCGACGCACCGACUUUUGGACACAUCGCGAGAUCUCUGGAGGCGGGUCUGAGGUCUCUGGACGUCAGCAUAUCUAGCCAGUGCGCGAGCGCCAUUGACAACCUCGCGGGCUUUUACUUCAAGGCGAUGAAUCUUGUCGCGGGGGAGAAUCCGCAGAGGGGGUCGGAGGAGCUGGCGAGGCACGUGCAGGCGCAGCCCGGCAUCUUCCCGGACAUGCUCCGGACUUUGUUCGACAUCGUGCUGUUCGAGGACUGCGCCAACCAGUGGUCGCUGUCGCGGCCGAUGCUCUCGCUGAUUUUGGUGUGCGAGCAUCAGUACGUGGAGCUGAAGGCGCAGAUCGCGGCGACGAUGCCGCCGGCGAAGCGGGGGAAGAUGGAGGGGUGCUUUGAGAAGCUGAUGAGCGAGGUGACCCGGAGCCUGGAGAGCAGGAACCGGGACAGGUUCACGCAGAACCUCACGGUGUUCAGGCACGACGCGAAGGCUUGAGCUAGACUUGUGAUUGAUCGAUGAGAGCCCUCGUGACGU